This is a messenger RNA of Chlamydomonas reinhardtii, 2364 nucleotides long. RefSeq lists its product as uncharacterized. NCBI's taxonomy places the organism in Eukaryota, Viridiplantae, Chlorophyta, Chlorophyceae, Chlamydomonadales, Chlamydomonadaceae. The record is from RefSeq and is a predicted model, not a curated record. The transcript is spliced from 3 exons. Bases 651 to 1001 code for a protein of 116 amino acids.
AUUUAUACAAUUAAUUUAACCUGCUGUUUAAGUAUGAAGCGAUGGGGGCGCGACCCCCCAGACCAAAACGAGGCGACCUUUGCCAAAUCCGCACUGUGUUCGCUGCUCUCAACUUAAGACGAAGUCUUGAACGAUACACAAAUAACUCAGCCUUUUAGGGCAGACAUCUGGGCCACUACUCGAAGACGCUUGCAUCCCUACUUGUCGCGCCCGGCGAGGCGUUCUUCGUUUGUCUAGAUAUUUCAUGUUGCUCAAAUGUCGGGCUUGUCAGAUGAAUACGAUAACGUGCUCGACUGUUAAAGCCAUGCUCGCGGGUACCCGAAAGCGACCAAACCCCAAAGAGAGCCUUUCGGCAGGGCCUUUCACUUGCCUCAGACCUGCGCCUCGUAAACCUCUGCCCAAACAAUGACAUUUUGUAUACGGGAGAGGACAAUCGGACGAGAAGAGGACUUGCACGCUUGCACGCUUGCAGAGUGGCGAGGGCGCAAGAAUUGCACUGAACGCGCGGGACUUCAAUUUGGUGUAUUAUAUUAUCAUAUCAUAUGCUUAAAUAUUUAUGUCAAGCUCUUUAAAGCACACUUGACUUCCAUUCCCGAUUUUGUUGCAUGGGCGCCUCGUUUUGGUCUGGGGGGUCGGGGCGUCCACGCAGUAUGAAGGCCUGCUACCCUGCACGCCUAACUCGCGGCACAGCAACCCCCCGCUGUGUUCUCAUCGCUCACAAACAGCCGCAGCAUCAGAAGUGCGUCACGGGCAAGGCAUUGCCACCAGAUGCCGCGCCUGCUGUGCUGGAGACGCGCAACAAGCUCAUCUCGUCUGGAAUUCCCGACGCGCAAGUUGACGCCAUCCUAGCCAACUUCAUCCCAUCCCACUCCAGCGUUGCAACUAAGGAAGGCAUCAAGGAGCUGCGGCUCUACCUCUUUCUCCUGUUGGUCCUGAGCGUCACUCCCCAGAGCCCGCUCGGGACACUGGUCGCGGCUCUCUGGGAGGUGGUCAAACCGUGAGCCCACCCGGGCCACCCGAGAGGACCCCGGCUGCUGCGUCCAGGAUGCGGUGCGCUACUGCCCUGCAACAUGCAGCUGGAGACCCAUUUACGCGCAUGUGGAGCAGCAGCUAGCACAGCUGUGGUCUUGCAUCAAUUACAACGAUGGACCUGAACCCCUGGACCUGAAGGACAGGCUGCGCGUGGUUAUGUGUCGGAGUUGGGAAGGUGCGCUGUUCGGCUGGGUAUUCGUGGAGGGCAGGUGCCACCCAUGCGGUGGCUGUGCGAAAGCGUGGUUCGGUGUUGCGUACCCUUCAGCGAGUCGAUGUGUUGCUGUGUUGCACACAUCGUCACGGCCGUCACAGGGUUUUGGAGGCGCCUGCACGAAUUCGCAGGCCUAGGGUUACCGCGGAAGGGAUGGCAGGACGUGUGCGCAGGGCACCCUCUGCGAGCGGUGCAGAAUGGACGCAUCAGGGUGCGCCAGCCCGAAAACUAACGUAGCGGAACUAGAGUCACGGUGUGCCGCCGCCGCGGUGUGCUUGGCGUCUUAUUGGUCGGUUUGUUGCAGCUCGCAACCGCUGGAACGAGCGGGGUGUUACUGUUAGUGCGGUGCUUUGUGUGUUUUGUUUGAGAGCGAGGGGUUGCCCUCCUAGGCUUCCAGGGGACUGGCUUGUUUGCGGUGUGCUCAGCUUAGCCUGUCCCGUGUGCGGUGGCUUUUUGCGUGUUUUUGCCGGCUUGGGAAGUAGGUGCUAGCCGAACGGUGGUAAAGUGGACACGGUGGCUCCUGGGAAUUGAGCGGGGUUUUUUCUUUCUUGCUGUCUGGUUGGCCUGCUGCCUGCUGCACUAGUGCUUGAUAGCUGGGCGCGACUGGGCACAUAUGGCGGGCGGUGCCUUUACCAACCGACCCCGGCUAUGUCCGGGAGAUGAGGCUAGUAUCGGAACCUUCGGCCUCAGACGGAGGACGUGGCGUGGCGGCACAGCCCACUUUUCCCUUGCAAGGGAGAGCCACCUUUUCUUGUCUUUCUUGCUGUGGAGGUGUUUGUGCGCGAUGUGUGCGAGCGAGCUGCCUGUUCUUGUUCUUGUGCGUUCUACGUCUGACCUGUGGGGUCAGGCGCCCUGUGUUCACGGCGGUCAAGCGUCUUGGAUGUUUUGACCGCCGUAGGCUCGGUUUGUGUGCGCCGGUCAGGUUUCGGCGCUCUCGCCAGUCCUACAAGACUGGUAGGCUGCAGCGGCCGUGUUUCGGGCCCGGGUCAGAGGUCUCCCCGCAGCUGUAACAUAACACAUAUCGUCGAUACACCGUGUAGUUUCGAGAAUGAAAAAGCUGGCCGAGACUGCUCUUCAGCUUGAAGUUGGAGUCGGGCUUCUCGUUGCAAUGCUGCCCCUUC